Molecule: messenger RNA, 1906 nt
Organism: Agrilus planipennis (emerald ash borer)
Lineage: Eukaryota; Metazoa; Arthropoda; Insecta; Coleoptera; Buprestidae
Gene: cact
Product: NF-kappa-B inhibitor cactus
Exons: 5
Coding region: 194-1351 (385 amino acids)
Molecular function (GO): protein binding
Source: RefSeq, a predicted model, not a curated record
GAAACCACCAGUAACAGUAAACAGUAAGCGAGAGGCUAAGUCGAAGCGAAGUUUGUAGCUUAUUUUCACACACGGUAUAAUUUAUUUUCGCGCACGUAGGGGCUCAUAUUGUGACCGAAGUUGUUAAUGGAAGUGAUGUUGUGUUGGUGCGAAAAGUCGCGUUUUCAAUGAAAUUUUCUUAUACCGGUACCAAAUGCCGCGCAGUGAACUGUUUAUGAUUAAUAUCCAACAUCUUACCAAUGAUUUUCCAAGAAAAACGGCGCCUGGAAUGACCGAGGACGAAAAGACUGACUGCGAUUCGAGGACAGACAGCGGUUUUUUGUCGGGUGGAAAUUUGGCAUUAUCAGGUGAAAUAAUUUCGGAAGAGAUCCCUCCAACUCCGACCUCGGCAGAUGACCAUAAAAAACAGGCUCUCAUCGACGAUAACUUGAUGCGUUUAGAUAGUGGUGUAGACCUUGGUUUGUCCGAAAGUUUUUCAAGCCUGAGUUUGAAAAAUUCGGGACUCAACGACCUUAGUUCGGGAAACAUAGAUGAAUCGCAACCAUGUAUCAAAGAGUCCGACCAGAAGGAAAUCCCGUGGGAACUAUACUUUGAGCAGGACGAAGACGGCGAUACACAUCUCCAUAUUGCUAUAGUUCAGAGAUUUCCGGAAGUGGUUCUUGCAUUGAUUAGAGCAGCACCUCACCCUCGUUUGCUGGACACCCCAAACGACGACGCCCUGACGCCUCUUCAUCUGGCGGUGGUCACCGGUCAGUGGCAUAUCGUCAGGUGGCUUAUAGUGGCCGGAGCCAGGCCUGGACCUAGGAAUCUUAGAGGCGACUCACCGUUGCACAUCUGUGCCCAGACUGGCGAUUUGCAAACCUGCAAGGCCAUCACCAACCCCGUAACCCAGCACGAAAGAGACAGCUUAGCCCUUAGUUAUCCCGCUCAACCUUAUCAUCAGGUCGACCUAGAACAGUGGAAUUAUGAUGGUCAAACAUGUGUACAUGUAGCGGCCAUAAACGGUCAUGUAGACGUCCUCCGACACCUGGUAUGGUACGGAGCUGAUAUAAACGCCAGAGAGGGCCGAUCCGGCUAUACAGCUUUACAUUAUGCCAUAGAAAAUCGAGACGAGCGAUUAACUACAUUUUUACUCGAAUGUAACAAAAUUAAUGCUUCAGUAGUGACGUAUGGUGGUCGUUCAGUUCUCCAAUUAGGCUUCCCUGUGCCUUCCAACUUGUUUGACGCCCUUAGAUCACGGGGAGUUCCCUCCCCCUACUCUAGCGACGAGGAGUACGAUUCUAGUAGUAGCGAAGAUGAGGCACCCUACAAAAAUACAAAUGUUUGUCCAGCAGUCAAAGCUACUGCCUAAGUACUUGGAACCUGUUAAGAACGAAAAGGGGUGAAAAUGACAAUAAAUACAGUAGGGGAGAGAAAAAGGGGACGAUAGGCAUUAAGUGCCCUCCCGCGACGUCCGUCGUCAGGAAGCAACCGAAAAGGAAGGAGAGAAUGUGUUUAAAGCAGACUACUUCUGUGAUCUUAUCUUGCUUAUAUUCCUACAUACAUACAUACAUAUAUUUUUUAACGAGAUGAUUAGAUGACGUUGGUCAUUUCUUUUGACUAACACUUUAACUUAUAUCGUGGUAGAUAUUCAUCCCUUUAUUUAUUAUGACAUUUAGUUGUAAAUCUUGGAAAUGUUAAAAAGAAAAGGAAGGAAGAUUACGCUCGAUUUAGUUAAAAUAAUUAAAAAAAGACUUAAUUGUUAUGUAUUCGUCGAAUGUUUCAUACAGUUAAUUUUAGUUUUAUUUUUUAGUAUUAUUUAUUGUUCUAAAUUUUAGAAAUUGUACAUAUGCCAAAUUGUAUAUUUCAUAUAUUAUAUGGAAUACACUAUUUCGAAAAUGAAUCAAGUAAAACUUGUAAACUACGA